Messenger RNA from Esox lucius (northern pike), 3869 nucleotides. RefSeq names its product YES proto-oncogene 1, Src family tyrosine kinase (gene yes1). Gene Ontology annotation, molecular function: signaling receptor binding; ATP binding; non-membrane spanning protein tyrosine kinase activity. The transcript has 12 exons. Lineage: Eukaryota; Metazoa; Chordata; Actinopteri; Esociformes; Esocidae. The record is from RefSeq and is a predicted model, not a curated record. Gene Ontology annotation, biological process: cell differentiation; innate immune response; protein phosphorylation. Gene Ontology annotation, cellular component: extrinsic component of cytoplasmic side of plasma membrane. The coding region runs from base 333 to 1973 and encodes 546 amino acids.
AGUGUGGCUACAGGCACAGCGUUACUUUUGGCGACUUCUUUUGUCAUCAUGUUGCUGGAUACAUUUUGCUGGGUUUUUAUUAUUUGAGGUUUUUGGUCGGUGUCAUUCCGUUAAUUUAUGUGCUUCGACAUUCGUGUUGCUUUGAUUUAACUUAUUUGAUUCACCGAGCACAAAAACGAUUGAGAAAGACUGCUGUGUUGGAGGGAGUCGGGAUGGGGGCGACUGUGAUUUCAAUGUUGGAAUACUAGCCGAUUUUACGUCGAUCCCAUAAAUAAAUUGGAAAUAUAAACCCAGGCGCAUGUGACACGGUUGGAUUUCUAAAAGAAGUGACCAUGGGCUGCAUCAAGAGCAAAGAGGAAAAAGGCCCCACCAUGAAGUAUCGGCCAGAUAAUGCUCCACCCUCUGAUGUCGUCGGCCCCCACGUUGGCCAUUACGGCCCUGACCCCACCCAGCUGCAGCAGAACCAGUCGCCCCCCUCGGGUCCCGCCACAGGUUUCAACCCCCACGCCAUCACCCCGUUCGGAGGAGCCUCCUCCAUCAUGACCCCAUUCGGAGGGGCAUCGACCUCCUUCUCUGGCGCUCUCCCCGGCACGUUCCCCGGCGUCGUCUCUGGUGGGGUCACGUUCUUUGUGGCCUUGUACGACUAUGAAGCUAGAACCUCGGACGAUCUGUCAUUCAAAAAGGGGGACCGCUUCCAGAUCAUCAAUAACACGGAGGGGGACUGGUGGGAGGCCCGCUCCAUUAACACAGGGAAGAAGGGUUACAUCCCCAGUAACUACGUGGCUCCGGCUGACUCCAUCCAGGCUGAAGAGUGGUACUUUGGCAAAAUGGGACGUAAAGAUACUGAGAGGCUGCUGUUGAAUCCAGGCAACAACCGAGGCACCUUCCUUGUGCGAGAAAGUGAAACCACUAAAGGUGCCUAUUCUCUCUCCAUACGAGACUGGGACGACGCCAAGGGCGACAAUGUGAAACACUACAAGAUCCGCAAACUUGACAACGGAGGCUACUACAUCACCACGCGGGCCCAGUUUGACACCUUGCAGAAACUGGUCAAACACUACACCGAGCACGCAGACGGGCUGUGUCACCGGCUGACCACAGUUUGCCCCACGGUGAAACCCCAGACCCAGGGCCUGGCCAAGGAUGCCUGGGAGAUUCCCCGGGAGUCCCUCCGCCUGGAGCUUAAACUGGGCCAGGGCUGCUUCGGAGAGGUCUGGAUGGGCACGUGGAACGGCACGACCAAGGUGGCGAUAAAGACCCUAAAACCCGGAACCAUGUCCCCGGAGGCCUUCCUCCAGGAGGCCCAGAUCAUGAAGAAGCUGAGGCACGACAAACUGGUGCCCCUCUACGCCGUGGUCUCCGAGGAACCCAUCUACAUCGUCACAGAAUACAUGGCCAAAGGAAGUCUUCUGGAUUUCCUAAAGGAGGGAGAUGGUAAAUUUCUUAAGCUUCCGCUACUGGUGGAUAUGGCAGCCCAGAUCGCAGACGGUAUGGCUUUUAUCGAGAGGAUGAACUACAUACACCGGGAUCUGCGCGCCGCUAACAUCCUGGUCGGGGACAACCUGGUCUGCAAGAUCGCCGACUUUGGCCUUGCCAGGCUAAUCGAGGAUAACGAGUACACGGCCAGACAAGGAGCCAAAUUUCCCAUCAAGUGGACUGCCCCCGAGGCUGCCCUGUACGGCCGCUUUACCAUCAAAUCAGACGUCUGGUCCUUCGGCAUCUUGCUGACCGAACUGGUGACCAAGGGCAGGGUGCCAUACCCAGGCAUGGUGAACAGGGAGGUACUGGAGCAGGUGGAGCGGGGUUACCGUAUGCCGUGCCCACAGGGCUGUCCCGAGUCCCUCCACGAAAUGAUGAAGCUGUGCUGGAAAAAGGACCCAGACGAGAGACCCACCUUCGAGUACAUCCAAUCCUUCCUGGAGGACUACUUCACAGCCACAGAGCCACAGUACCAGCCGGGGGAUAACCUAUAGUCAGGCCUGACCGCUGCGCAGCCCUGGCUAGACCGCUUCACCGUGCAAACGUAUCCCUCCGCCCAGGGGGGAGCAGACUCGGAUACAGUAGCAUGGAGAUGAAAUACUUUGAACAAUGUGCUUCAGAAAAGCCAAUUGGAAGCUUGGUUAUCGAGUUGCACAAACCACUGCUAUCCUUGAUGAUAAAAAUGAAUAUUUGUUUUAUUUCCUUGUUUUUAUUUCAGACACUAAUUUUCAUGUUUAUUUUGUUUUUAUUUCAGGUACUACAGGUAUUCGUUUGUAUGACUUUACUCCAUUUGUUUCUUUGUGUUUUCUCUUAUUCCUCAGUUUUUUCAUGUGGUUAUAAUGGUAAUUUUCUUUCUUUUUUAAGUGACCAAUCAUUCUGUUGUUGUUUUAAAUAUCUUUGUUGAACUGUGAAAAUGGCACAUUGGUGAGGGAGAGAGAGAGAAAGCUAGCCCAUUAGAUAGGGGCCCUCGGAAUGAGAACUCUUCGAAAUGGAGGAUGAUAGGGAAGGAUGCAAAGAACAGGCAUAUUUGUUGUGCACUGUGGAAAAACUUCACAUAAGAUGUUUCCGUACUGUGUUCAGUACAUUUAAUCAGUUCAAUCGGAAAAUGCUUUUUUUCUCCUUUUCUGUUUUUCUGAAUGAUUGACUUGAGUGGUACGGACCAGGAGCAGUUGAGUGGGUCUGUCUUGUCUGCUCAUUUUUUAAAUUUCAUUUCUGUUUGUUACUUUUUGUUAUGUGGUUAAUUAAUUAUUCAUAUCAUGGACAGGAUUCAUGUGAAGCUCUUGCUUGAGUCCUUCAAUUACAACUGAGAAAUACACUAUGGCCAUUGUGUUAUAGGUACUGUGCUAUGCCAAGUUGCAUAACCUCUCUAACGAUCAUUACAGAGUACGAAUGAACCAUGUCUGCAUACCCUAUGUUGGACGAAGCGAAGGUUGCCAAGUCAGUUUUUCUUUUUCCCCACUAAUUCUUAUAUUGAGGUAUAAGGGUGGAAAGCUGGUCCUAGAUAGAUAAACCCUGCCCCCUCCCGAUGCCUUGAAUCACUGUGAGAUGGGGAAUAAUUCACCUAUCAGCUGGCAGAGCCCACAGCUCUGUAAAACACUAAGCAACAUGCCAAUGCAGCUUGUCUACACUACUGGGGCCAAUGUUGAAGGAUUUGGUAUUAUGGGCAAAAUUUACCUAGGAUCUGAAUGAGUCAGAAUUUUAAUAUUUGGAGUUAAUCACCUGAUCUGGCUACGACAUGACAGCAAAACCAUCUACACAUCUGUUAAAGGGGGCUUAGCCUUGUCCUUCACUUACAUGGGGAACUCCUUUAACACAUGUUCUGUUGGAUUUUAGACUCCUCCUCACUGCUCGGUUCAUUGUCACACCGGCGCAUGGUCGAAAAGGAAACUUUGUGGGAAAUGAUUGCCAAAGCACCUGAAAUCGUUUUACCUACAUGUGAUUUUAUCGUGUGAAUACACUUUUAUUCAGUCUAUGGUUUCAGCCUAGAUACAAAGAGGAUGAGUUUCGAUUCUGAUAUCUUAAGUUUUAAAGCGGUAGUCAAAACCAGUGAAAAGUACAUUUCAAGACUGUAAAUGGGGACACUAAGGUGUUAUUAAUGUUAUGGCACAUCCACAGCUGUCAUUUUACUCCAUUGUUUUUGUUUAAGUUGAUUUGGUUCAGUGUUACAUUUGAUUAUGCAUAGUUGCAUAGAUGGGGUAAAAACACUGGUUGUCAACUCGGGUUUUAAAGAAGGGCUUUGUACCAAGUCUUGAAAUCCUCAUUUUAUAAACAUUGACAAUAAAGAGUAGAGUACAAGUUAUAAAGUUGGGGGAAAUAAAUAAUGAUGGUUUAGAUACUAAUCUGUAGAAUUUGUACAGUUGGAAAAUAAAACAAUUCUGAUUUUAAUUUGU